Molecule: messenger RNA, 2231 nt
Organism: Pelmatolapia mariae (spotted tilapia)
Lineage: Eukaryota; Metazoa; Chordata; Actinopteri; Cichliformes; Cichlidae
Product: transcription factor SOX-13-like
Exons: 14
Coding region: 289-2199 (636 amino acids)
Biological process (GO): cell fate commitment; regulation of transcription by RNA polymerase II
Cellular component (GO): nucleus
Molecular function (GO): RNA polymerase II cis-regulatory region sequence-specific DNA binding; DNA-binding transcription factor activity, RNA polymerase II-specific
Source: RefSeq, a predicted model, not a curated record
GUGAGUGAGUGAGUGUGCGCGCUCCCCGUCUCCAAAAACAUUUACGCAUCGCAGCAGUGUUCCGCCUGCCUCUCACUCCUCACCGUCAUCUUACUACAAACAGCAGCCGGCUCUCUCCACUCCGAAGGACCGGGAGGACAAGUCCGUGCGGAGCAGCGUCUGUCCCAAACCACCGUGCUUUGCAUGCGGUGAGCAAUUAAAGCGGGAGAGGAAGAGGAGGAGGACGGAAGUUUAUCCCCCCCUCCUGUCUGUCUCUCUGGUGGAGAGCGCAGGGCGCAACGGGACUGAAUGGUUGAGCCCAGCCCUCCAGCACUUCACAUUCACUCCAGUGGGGAUGUCAACAUGGCAGGCGUUGGUGUCAAAGUAGAACGUGAAGACUCUGGGGGAGGGGCUGCAGUGGAUACCAGCGUCGAACUUCGUAAGACGUCUCCUUUGCGUGAUUGGUCAGGAACUCAGCCCCUCGAGGCUCGCCAGUUGACCCCACCACUGUCUCGCUCCCCUUCAGAGGGAUCUCCAGGUAAGGACCUGCCUCACAGACAGAGCCCCAUGGGACUGAAGGAACCUAGGAUGCAUGAUCGAUCAGAGGGACAAUCCAACUUGAAAGAAGUGAUGCCUACCAUUGAGAAGCUGCUGAAUGCUGACUGGAAGGACAAACUCCUGGAUAAAAGCACAGUGGGGUCAGGACAGCUGAAAGGUACCCCCGAAUCUCUGGCAGAGAAGGAGCUCCAGCUGUUGAUGAUGAUCAACCAGCUGAGUGGUCUGAGGGAGCAGCUCCUGGGAGCCCACUCUGAGCAGAGAAACAUGGCCGCCCUGUUGCUGGAGAAACAGCAGCAGCAGAUGGAGCUGGCUCGGCAACAGCAAGAACAGAUCGCCAAGCAGCAGCAGCAGCUCAUCCAGCAGCAGCACAAGAUCAACCUGCUUCAGCAGCAGAUCCAGCAGGUGAACAUGCCCUAUGUGAUGAUUCCAGCUUUCCACCCCACCACCCAACCCCUCCAGGUCAACUCUGACCCCCAGAUGACCUUGCCACUGCAACCGAUCCCCUGCAAGCCGACUAUGGACUACUCCAUGCAGCUACUGUCAAACACUCACCCCACCCCCGUGAAGAGAAGCAGUGGUUCCCUCCGACAGGAAGCUAGUCAGCCCUUGAACCUGACCUCCAAGCCCAAGGGUCUGGAGCUGGGGAAGACACCCAGUCCACAGAGCCUGGAGCUGGGAUCACUGGCGCUGCAGGGGGCAUACAGACCCAGAGAUCUCCAGAGAGAGAUCUCCCACAGUCCACCUCGAUCUGCGCUCAGUUUCCUGGGAGACGGCGACGUGGUCACCCAGGCUAUCCACGAUGCCCAGCAGCUCCUGAGGAGCCACGGCAGUGCGGGGCGGGAGAGGGACAGGGACCGGGAGAGAGAAGUUGGUGGAAAGGCGGAGUUUAAGGUUUCUCCUCGCAAUGAGAGGAUGUCUCAGAGUGAGAGAGGUGAGGACAGACAUGGCCUGCCGUCCACUGAGGACCACCUCAGCAGUGAUUCUGAGGGUACCCUGAACGUUUCGGUCCCAGGCGGCUACGCUGAGGCACGGCCGCCUCCCUCCUCAGGCCACAUAAAGAGACCCAUGAAUGCCUUUAUGGUGUGGGCCAAGGACGAGCGCAGGAGGAUCCUGCAAGCUUUCCCCGACAUGCACAACUCCUCCAUCAGCAAGAUCCUGGGCUCGCGGUGGAAAGCCAUGUCUAACCAGGAGAAGCAGCCUUACUACGAAGAGCAGGCGAGGCUGAGCAGGCAGCAUCUGGAGCGCUACCCCGACUACAAAUACAAACCCCGACCCAAACGGACCUGCAUAGUGGAGGGACGACGGCUGCGGGUGGGCGAGUACAAGGCCAUGAUGAAGAGCCGCCGGCAGGAACAGAGAGGGACCUACGGGCACAGUCAAACGGAGCCACAGCAGAUCCAUUACCCCCACAGCGAUGGCCAGUACCCGGGGGGUAGCAGCUCGGUCUCUGUCGCUACCAUGCCUUUUCACCCCGCGCUACUGGAGCAUUACCUGCCGCAAGUCCCGCCUGUUCCUCGCAGAGCUGAGGGACAGGCCACGCCCACCUCUCUGCCUAGGGAGAGAGAGAGGGAACGCGAGAGGGAGCGACCGCCAUACAGCGAAGGAGAGGAAAGUGAUGGGGGAGAGAGGAGUGAGGGGGAACUGGUGCUCCUUACGGACUAAAAAAAGGCAACUGGGAGAGGACCCAGGAAAAC